Acipenser ruthenus (sterlet) is the source of this 6063-nucleotide messenger RNA. Its product is annotated as follistatin-related protein 5-like. Lineage: Eukaryota; Metazoa; Chordata; Actinopteri; Acipenseriformes; Acipenseridae. Gene Ontology annotation, molecular function: protein binding; calcium ion binding. Bases 274 to 2820 code for a protein of 848 amino acids. The record is from RefSeq and is a predicted model, not a curated record. The transcript has 16 exons. Gene Ontology annotation, biological process: multicellular organism development; regulation of BMP signaling pathway; cell differentiation.
UGGUGCCUCAGACCCGAGAGAGGUGAGCUUUGCUGUCAAAACAGGAGCUGUUCAGCGAGCUGUUGGUGCUGAAGUUAGAAUUUGGACCGACGUUUUGCCUGUAGGAAGCUUUUGUUAUCUUAAAAGGAAUUAACAACCCGAUUUACUUCACUCACAGUCACACCGUUUCUAUCAGAUGCAAAAGACUGGAUUGGAUCAAUCUCACAUUGAUAGAUUGCUGCUUUAAAACUGUUUUGUUGGAAUACUUUGUGACAGGACUAUCAGGAAAUACCAAUGAGGACACUUAAAUGGUGGUCAGCAAUUGUAUUGCUUGGAGUUGCCUUACUGGUUAUAGAGGGAAGGCCAAGCAAGGAUGGAUUUGACCCGAAACCCUAUCAGCCUCUAGUGAGAUUGCGACACAAGCAAGAUGAAAGUGCAGAAAAAUUACGGAUUAAAGGGUACUUUGGUCAGGAUGGCCAAUUUGGAGGCUGUGAGAAUAAGUACUGCGGUUUGGGGCGGCACUGCAUUGUUAACAGGGAGACUGGACUGGGAGAGUGUGCCUGCAUGGAACGCUGCAAACCUCAUUAUAAACCAGUCUGUGGUUCAGAUGGGGAACUCUAUGAAAACCAUUGCGAGCUUCAUCGCGCUGCCUGUCUAAAGAAGCAAAAGAUCACUAUUAUUCACAGCGAAGACUGCUUCUACAAAGGUGACAAAUGCAGGAUAACUGACUAUGGCAAACUAAAAAAUAAGAUGCUUGAUCUGCAGAACCAGAAGUAUGUCAGACAAGAAAAUGUGGGGGAAAAUGAAGACAAAAUGUCCCUGAAGAAAGUGCUGGUAGACCUGAUGUUCAAAUACUUUGACUCGGACAACAGUGGUCUUGUUGACAGCAACGAACUGUCACAGGUAAUAAAACAAGAAGGACUGGCUAAGGAUCUCUCGGAGUGCACUUUGUUUGAUCUGUUGAAAUAUGAUGAUUACAAUGGUGAUAAGCAUUUGUCAAAGGAGGAGUUCUACAAGGCAUUUGAAGUGCUUCAGCUGAGUCUGCAGGAAGACCAGAAAAUGAUCAUCACCACAGCAACAGUUGGACAGAGUGUGGUCCUGACAUGUGCCAUUCAGGGAACUCAGAGGCCCCCAAUCUUAUGGAAGCGCAACAACGUGGAGCUAAGUACCUUGGAUCUAGAAGAUAUAAAUGAUUUUGGAGAUGAUGGGUCGCUGUAUAUUACCAAGGUUACCACAACCCACAUGGGUAACUACAGCUGUCAUGCAGAUGGCUAUGAUAAGCUGUAUCAGACUCAUGUUCUCCAAGUGAAUGUUCCACCUGUCAUCCAGGUGUACCCAGAAAGCCAAGCCAGAGAGCCAGGUGUAACUGCUAGCCUCAGGUGCCAUGCAGAAGGCAUCCCUAACCCUCAACUUGCCUGGUUAAAGAAUGGCAUUGAUAUAACACCACAACUAUCAAAACAACUAACUUUACAGGCAAAUGGAACUGAAGUACACAUAAGCAAUGUGCGUUAUGAAGACACAGGAGCAUAUACAUGUAUUGCAAAGAAUCAAGCUGGAGUGGAUGAAGACAUCUCAUCCCUAUUUGUUGAGGAUUCGGCCAGAAAAACACUUGCAAACAUACUGUGGCGAGAAGAAGGUCUAGGGGUUGGAAAUAUGUUUUAUGCAUUCUAUGAGGAUGGGAUUAAGGUCAUCCAGCCUGUGGAAUGUGAAAUUCAGAGACAUAUAAAGCCAAGUGAAAAACUACUGGGACUCCAGGAUGAAGUUUGCCCAAAACUGGAGAGUGAUGCCACUCAGAGAUGUGCCUGGGCCUCUUCUGUGAACGUCAAAGACAAAUACAUUUAUGUCACACAGCCAUAUUUGGACAGAGUGCUUCUUAUUGAUGUCCAAUCACAAAAAGCUGUGCAGUCAGUGAGUACUGAUCCGGUUCCAGUGAAACUUCACUAUGACAAAUCUCACGAUCAGGUCUGGGUUCUCAGUUGGGGAGAUAUGGGGAAGACCACACCAACACUGCAGGUGAUAAACCAGGCCAGUGGGAGUGCGUCCCACCACACCAUCCAUACCCAGCCAGUUGGCAAGCAGUUUGACAAGGUGGAUGAUUUUUUUAUUCCAGCCACAACCCUCAUCAUUAAUCACAUCAGGUUUGGAUUCAUUCUUCAUAAAGAUGAACCUGCCCUUCAUAAAAUUGACCUUGAGACCACAUCCUAUGUGAAGAAGAUUAGCCUGAAAGACUAUGACUGUGUACCAAAGUCCCUGGCAUACACCCACUUGGGGGGAUACUAUUUUAUCAACUGCAGGCCCGACUCAACCAAUGCUAUGAAACCUCAGCUCAUAGUUGACAGCGUUACUGACUCUGUGAUUGGCUACAACAGUGAUGUUACUGGCACCCCCUAUAUGUCUCCUGAUGGACACUUCCUUGUCAGCAUUGAUGACGAGAAGGGUCUCAUGAGGGUCCAGUCCAUUACAAUUCGAGGGGAGAUCCAGGAAGCAUUUGACAUCCACACUAAUUUGCACAUCUCAGAUGUCGCUUUCCAGCCUUCCUUCAUUGAGGCCCAUCAGUACAAUGUGUUUGCCAGUUCAGGGUUACAGACGGAUGUGCUGUAUGUGGAGUUAGCCUCUGGUAAAGUAAAGAUGGUGAAGAGCCUGAAGGAGCCCAUGAAAGGGGUGGAGUGGCCCUGGAAUAGUAAAAACCGCAUGAUCAUGGACAGUGGUCUAUUUGGUCAGUACUUGAUGACACCUUCAAGGGAAUCUUUGUUCAUCCUGGAUGGUCGGCUAAAUAAGUUAAACUGUGAGAUCACUGAUGUCUUUAAGGGAAACACAGUUAUGUGGGUUGGGGAAGCAUAGAAAAUUCCUGUAGUUUGUGAUUAACAGUACACAGUUUUCCAUUUUAACAGCCCGUAAUAUAUAUAUAUAUAUAUAUAUAUAUAUAUAUAUAAUGAACUACAUAUACAAUCUGUUUUGCUGUACUAAAAUUGGAUUUGGAGCCCACAUUAAAAAAAAAAAAAAGUAAUUCGGAAGACAAAAUUAGGCGCCUAUUAUUUUCAAGUAGAGGGCUCUAAAAAAUGUGAGAGCGAGCAAUUCUGUAGCAACUCAAAGAUGAACUGCCUGAAAAUACAAAGAGAAAUAAUUUAUCUAUAGCUGCAGGGAGUGUUGAACUGCCAUAAUACAAUCAAUUUGUGGCUUGUAUAUCCAAUUGAUUUUUCUUUUGGUUAGAUAUGGGGGUUAGUUGUACGGUCCUUUACUGAUGAGAGAAUUUAAACAUCAAAGUCCUGUCCUGUCCACUGUUUGAUCUUGUUGUUGUGCCUUCAAGGAAUACACUUACAAGAGGUGGAACAAAAUAAUAUAAUUAUUCCCAUUGUGGCUACAGAUUGCUUGUCACAAGGUGAGAAAUGUUUCAGAGCUUCACUGUAUACUAUCCAUCAUGCUGAAAGAGGGUCUAAAUUGUUUAAGAUACAAGAUUGAAGGAAAAAUCCUUUCAUAAAUUAAUGACAUACCUACUGAGUCAAGUAUUUCAGAGCUGUAACUAGGCAUUUUAGCGCCCGGGGCAGGCAAUCAUAUUUGCGCCCCCCCACCACCAACCUCCCCCCGCCCCCCGUUUUUUUUUCUUAUGGGUGUCAAAAGUCGGGAUGGUGUAUUUGCUCACGUUUCAUAGUUUUGAUUAACUUAUGGUUAUUUCAGAAUCUCUCCUUUAACAUGUCUGAAAGAAACAAUACAUUGCUUAAAACGGAAAGGAGCUAACUGCAAGGUUAGAUAUCCUGCCUCUACGAUUAUACUCAAUCCACGCCUUUUCAGUACCAACCAAUGAUAAUGAGUUUAUUUUACGUAUUGGUAAUUUUUUGUUGGUCAGGGCUGAAGGCAGAGAUCAAGCUAUGUGCUUAUAAUAAGGACGAUUAAAUUAUUUUCUUUUUUCUGAUCAAAUUAAAAUUUGAUCAGUAAGUGCACACAUUUGUGGAAUUUUAGCAGUGUUACUGUAAACAAUAAAAACUACUGUAUCAUUAUUUUAGCAGCCACAAUAACCCUUACAAAAUCCUUUAAUAUCUCCAUAUCUUGCUAUAUAUAACUUAAUUAACUUCAUGUGUGGCGUUUUCUCAUAAUCAUUAAUUGGUACUGUAAAAAAAAAAGCAUGGAUUGAAAAUAAUCAUAACAGAAACGCGGAUGCAUUGACUUAAUAGCUUGAAGCAUAUUCAGAAAGACAUAAACUCGCAUUUCCAUCUAUAAACUUAGCAAAAAGAAAAUUCUUCCAUUUCCUUAAAGAACCUAUGCCAAGACUGGGAUCACUUUUAACAUCUUGUAGUUCAAGAUAGGGAAUUUUAAGGGGCAUUUAUCUAUUUACAUUUUCUUAUAAAUUAAUUACUUGUUGUCUAUCGUAAUGUUUUGGUUUACCUUUAUUACGUAGGUGCUUAAUAUGUGUUAUGAAACGUGCCUUUACAUUUCAUUACGUUUAUAGCAGUGCUGGUCCUGAAGGCUGCAGGAGCGAGUAAAUAAAUAAGCAAUGCAGAGGAAGCAAAUAACAGACUGGCGACACUAUGGUGUUGGUUUGUGUAGAACCAGGUUUGUGGUGGUUAAGACCGUUUCUAAGGAAGUGACGCAUUCCCUUUUCUCGUGCAGAGGCGCAUGCGAUCUUCAGUCUAUGCUAGGCGGGCGCUGACAAGUGAAAACAUGAGAACUGCAGAACAAAAUUAUUACUCGAGUGGCAAUGCAUUUAAAUAAUUUUUCACUUUGCGCCCUGGGCAGUUGCCCCGCUCGGUGACCCCUAGUUAUGGCUCUGACAUAUUUAUUUGGGGAGGUAACAAUUAAUGAUUGAAUUAGCUAUGUUUUGGUAUUGCUAUUGUAAAACCACUAGAUAAUACCAAAAAAUGAGAUGCAAAUAGAUAUGCUAUGAGCAUUUGGAUUGAAGCUGUACUUUUGGAUUAUAUUAUAUGUAUUAAACAGAUUCUAAAGACUGUCAUUCUUUUGGUGAAUAGCAACAUUCCAUUGAAACAGUUAUUUUAACAAAAAAAACUAAAAAGGUUUUUAGUUUUAAAAUUUGAUUAGAUUUUUGUUGUUACAUUAGAACUUUGAAUCAAUAUUUGGCCACUCAGGACUAGUACUGACUGCAUUUGAUAUAUUAUUUGAAUAUACACGGUAGACGUCAUCAAGCAUUGUAUUGGGUAUUUUCUAUAGACAUUUAAUGUUAAGGUUUGAGGUAGAAUAAUAGCAGCACUACGUUAUAAUGUAUGAUGUAUGGUUACAUUUUAGAGAAACAUCUAGCUUUGUGAAAGACUGCAGUUUAAAAGAGCUCUGUUAUUUUGAAGAUGUGUAAAACUUAGAAACCUGUUGUCAGAAAACAUUGCAAAACAAGUUUUUCAACUUCUUUUCUUUAAAUACCUUCAACUCUUACCUUUGUGACUUGAUUGGAAACGUUACAAGCACAUUACAAUACAGUAUGUGCUUCGUAGAGUAAGUCUCCCCUGAAUGGGUGUAGUCUAUGCAUUUUCAUUCUUAAAGCCCGUCUAGAUUAGGGCAUUUAAGAAUGAACCUUUUCAAAUUUAACCAUGUUGCGUAGAAUGUGUAGGGCUUUAAAUUUAAACAACACCUAAGUGUAAGCCUGCUAAAUGGUUGCCUAUUUAAAAAUAUAUAUAUAUUUUGUAUAUUUAUUUUAAAGUAACCUAUUAAGGCUAUUAAAUUGUAAAGGCAAUCGUUAAACAAAUCUAUCUUUUUAUAAUAUUUCCUUUGACAUAGUAUAGGUUUCCUCAUAACCUCACAGCUUUUUACUAACAUGUUAUGUGACCUAUAAUUUUCUAGUUAUGUCAUUUAAUAGCAGCGGCAUAAGCUGUGUGAUAGACCACUUGUUAGUGCAGAAAUGUGCUUGAGAGUUCAGUUAUACUGAAAAAAAUCUUCAUAAUUUCUAGAAACUGAAUUAAAUCACUUUUUUAAGAAAAAUAAAGCAGUGACAUUUCUCCAUGAGUGAUCCAGUAAAAUGUGAUGUCUCUAAUAAAUCAUUAAGCUUGUCACGUACAUUCUAGCUUUGUAUGUUAAUCCAUGUGGGUGUUCUGUAUGUAGAAAUUGCUUGCCACUGACAGAAGAAUAAAGCCCAUGCCAUUUAAA